Lodderomyces margitis is the source of this 1314-nucleotide messenger RNA. RefSeq names its product Afp99p (gene AFP99). Gene Ontology annotation, molecular function: metal ion binding; agmatinase activity. NCBI's taxonomy places the organism in Eukaryota, Fungi, Ascomycota, Pichiomycetes, Serinales, Debaryomycetaceae. The record is from RefSeq and is a predicted model, not a curated record. The transcript has a single exon. Bases 1 to 1314 code for a protein of 437 amino acids.
AUGCUUUUUGCUUGGUUCAUACUUUCAACUGCUGCAGGGCACUACCUUGCUGGUUCACCAUUGCUUGAUCAAUUGUAUGGCGACUUGGUACAUGACAACUACAAACAACCUGAAUUUCAGCAAUUCGCAGUUUCCCAGCAAGAAGAAGAUAGUUUGGGAGUGUAUUCCACUCAUGAGCAGAAAUUUCCUGAUGUUUAUUACGAAAACAUUCUUCACCAUUAUAUGAAAAGAAGAACGCAAGCUAGAUAUCCCGAUAAGGACGAUGUUUCUGAUAUUGAAAUGGACCAGAAUAUGUUUGGUGGUAUUGUCACGUACGCGCACCUUCCCCAUUUCAAUUGUUUCAAAGAUAGCAGUGAUGAGCCUAUAGAUGUGGCAAUUGUUGGUGCCCCUUUCGAUACUGGUGUUUCAUUUAGACCUGGUGCUCGAUUUGGUCCCGAUGCCAUUAGAUCAAACGCUAAAAGGCUAAGCUAUCCGUCAACAAUUAAGAAUUUGAACUCCAAAAAGAAGCAUGUCACCGUAUUUGAUAAAUCUACUCACAACUAUUCCAUUGUUGAUUGUGGAGAUGUGGCUAUGUCCCCAUUUGAUAAUAGAAUAGCAUUAAACCAACUUUAUCGUGGACAUAGAGCCAUUGUCAACAACCACCACGGGCGAGUGUAUCAAACACCACGAGUGAUCACUAUGGGAGGUGAUCAUACAAUCACAUUAAUGGCGUUGCGUAACUUGUAUGAGCAGUGGAGAAAGCCGAUCAAGGUCAUUCACUUUGAUUCGCACAUUGACACCUGGGAUCCAGAAAAACUAGGAGGAGGCAUCACUAAUUACAUGAGUUUGAAUCAUGGUACAUUUUUGCAUUAUGCUCAUGAAAAGGGCUUCAUUGGCGGGAAAGGUAAUUAUCAUGUUGGAAUUCGAGCACCAUUGAUUGACGCUGACUUCGAUCUGAGGCAUGAUGCUGAGUGUGGUUUCAAAGUAAUUGCAGCAACGGCAAUUGAUAGAAUCGGAGUUCAAGGGAUAAUCAAAGAGUUGGUUGGUAGUUAUACUCUUGAAGACAUUGAGUCUGACACGCCAGUUUAUAUAUCAGUGGACAUUGAUGUCUUGGAUCCGGCCUAUGCACCUGGUACUGGAACGAUGGAAGUUGGUGGCUUUACAUCGAGAGAGCUCUUGGCAAUAUUGGAAGGCUUGCGGGGAACCGAAUUGGGACGUCAUCUCAUAGGUGGGGAUGUAGUUGAAGUGAGUCCACCUUACGAUUCAAACAGUGGAAUAACUGCCUUGGCUGCCACUGCGGUCAUUGACUCGUUGUUGAAUGUUAUGAUUGAGUAG